Messenger RNA from Camelina sativa (false flax), 624 nucleotides. Lineage: Eukaryota; Viridiplantae; Streptophyta; Magnoliopsida; Brassicales; Brassicaceae. The record is from RefSeq and is a predicted model, not a curated record.
AUGCCUAUCGAGCCAGAUGUAGUGAUAUGGAGGUCUCUUCUUAGUUCCUCCAGAACUUACAAGAACCCUGAGCUAGGAGAAAUCGCGAUACAGAACCUUUCAAAGGCAAAGAGUGGAGACUAUGUGUUGCUUUCGAACAUCUAUAGCUCCACGAAGAAAUGGGAGAGCGCUCAAAAGGUCAGAGAGUUGAUGACUAAAGAAGGAAUCCGUAAAGCCAAAGGAAAGAGUUGGGUGGAAUUUGGAGGUGUGAUACAUCGGUUUAAAGCAGGAGAUACAUCUCAUAUAGAAACAAAGGCUAUAUACAAAGUAUUAGAAGGAUUGAUACAGAGAACUAAGUCUGAAGGGUUUGUGUCUGACACUGAUUUGGUGUUGAUGGAUGUCUCUGAAGAAGAGAAAGAAGAGAACUUGAAUUACCACAGUGAAAAGCUCGCGUUGGCGUAUGUGAUCUUGAAGAGUAGUCCAGGAUCAGAAAUUAGAAUCCAGAAGAAUAUACGGAUGUGCAGUGAUUGCCACAACUGGAUAAAACAAGUGUCGAAGUUGUUGAAUAGAGUGGUUAUAGUGCGGGAUCGGAUACGGUUUCAUAGGUUUGAAGAUGGGUUGUGUUCUUGCAGAGAUUAUUGGUAA